CUUUGGCCGCCGCUCCAUGCAGCGCUACGCGCGGGGCGCGGCGGGGCGCGGGGCCGCCGGGCUGGGGGACGAGCGCGACGGGGGGCCGCGAGGGGGCCCGGCCGCCGUCGCCAGCUCCUCAGUGCUGCCCGCCGCGCCCGGGGGCAGCGUGUUCCCGGCCGGCGGCGGGCCCCUGCUCACGGGCGGCGCGGCUGUGCACAUCUCCGCCUCAGGAGCUGCCAAGGCCACCCUUUACUGCCGUGUCUUCCUGCUCGACGGAACCGAAGUGAGCGUGGACCUGCCGAAACAUGCCAAAGGCCAGGAUUUGUUCGACCAGAUUGUGUACCACUUGGACCUGGUGGAAACAGAUUAUUUUGGUCUGCAGUUCCUCGACUCCGCCCAGGUCACGCACUGGCUGGAUCACUCGAAACCCAUAAGGAAACAGAUGAAAGUUGGACCUGCCUAUGCUUUGCACUUUCGAGUCAAAUACUAUUCUUCAGAACCAAACAACCUUCGAGAGGAAUAUACAAGGUACCUGUUUGUUUUACAACUCAGGCAUGACAUUCUUUCUGGAAAACUGAAGUGCCCCUAUGAAACAGCUGUGGAACUAGCUGCCCUCUGUCUACAAGCGGAGCUAGGAGAGUGUGAGCUUCCAGAACACACACCAGAGCUUGUGUCUGAGUUUCGGUUUAUCCCAAAUCAGACAGAAGCCAUGGAGUUCGAUAUCUUCCAGAGAUGGAAGGAGUACAGGGGAAAGAGCCCUGCCCAGGCGGAACUCUCCUAUCUGAACAAAGCGAAGUGGCUGGAAAUGUAUGGGGUGGACAUGCAUGUUGUCAGGGGAAGAGAUGGCUGUGAAUAUUCUCUUGGACUGACCCCGACAGGCAUAUUAAUCUUUGAAGGAGCUAACAAAAUAGGCUUAUUCUUUUGGCCUAAGAUCACCAAAAUGGACUUUAAAAAGAGCAAACUGACCCUCGUAGUAGUGGAGGAUGAUGACCAGGGGCGUGAGCAAGAGCACACCUUCGUGUUCAGGCUGGACAGCGCGCGCACCUGCAAGCACUUGUGGAAGUGCGCUGUGGAGCACCAUGCCUUCUUCCGUCUGCGCACACCCAGCAACAGCAAGUCCACCAGAUCGGACUUCAUCCGGCUGGGUUCCCGCUUCCGGUUCAGUGGACGGACGGAAUAUCAAGCUACUCAUGGCUCCAGAUUGCGAAGAACCAGCACCUUUGAGAGGAAGCCUAGCAAACGUUACCCAUCCCGGCGACAUUCCACAUUCAAAGCGAGCAACCCAGUGAUUGCUGCUCAGCUCUGCUCUAAAACAAAUCCUGAAGUCCAUAAUUACCAGCCUCAGUACCAUCCUAACGUCCACCCCAGCCAGCCCCGGUGGCGCCCUCACUCUCCAAAUGUCAGCUACCCGCUCCCGUCCCCAGCGCUCAGCCCCACAGAAAGGCUGCCUUUCGGCCUCGAGGAGAACGGGGGUACCCCAUUUGCCCCUAAAGCCUCGGGGCGGCAUCACCACCAGCACCAACACCACUCCAACUACGGCCUUUCGCUGACUCUGGAGAAUAAAGAGGCACCGCUGCGGUCACCGAACUCCAGCAAGGCCCUCACAAAACUGAGUCCAGGAGCACCUGCGCUGUACAGCGAAGCAGCUGCCCAUCUGAAGAAGCUGGAGCUGGAGACUGUGAAGGCUGCAGGACCCUGGCCUCCCCUGCAUAUCAACAUAAACAAGGCCGAGGAAAAGAAAGUUUCAGAGAAGACCCUUCAGACCCCACUGCUGCCUUCACCUGUGGCAGAUCACGUGAAGUGUAACAUUUUGAAAGCACAGCUGGAGAAUGCUUCUCGUGUGAAUGCCCAGAUUGGAAAAGAGGAGCCCCCAUUUGUAAAUGUCAACAAGAAAUCGAGUCUCCAGGACACUAAUGUCAGAAGCCCCAUUCCUAUCCGUGUGGAAACUGCCCAGCCAGCUGUGGAGAAGCCGGAAAUCAAGCCUCCCCGAGUGAGGAGGUUAACAAGACAGUAUAGUUUUGAUGAAGAUGACCUCCCUCCAGACCUUGCUGAAGCAGUGGGAGCCACCACAGCCACAACCACAAACACCACGAUGUCUGCCACUCAAGUUUCUGUGUCGCUGGUGUCCCCCAAAAUCCAGAAAGUCAGCUCGCCUCAGAAGUCAGAAGUCAAGAGCCCACUGUCCCCAGGGGCCAAGAGUCCCUCUGACCAUGGAGGCACCUUUACCCUGGGGCCAGGUGACUUGCUGAUGGACUUUACAGAAGCCACUCCUCUGAUAAAAACGUUCCCAGCAGAACCAGUGAUGAACCCGUUUCCUGAUCCCUUUACCUCAGGACCACAGUUCACUGCAGACUUUAGAGAGAACAAAUUACAGUGCUGUCCUGGCCAGUCUUCCCCAUUGAUUCCAACAGCGACCCUGCGGCCACUGACAGAGACUGUAGCCACAGUACAGACCAUCUACACCUCCCGGAAGCCCGUCUCUCUGGCAGCCAGCGCAGAGACGCUCCGGCAGGAACUGGAAAGAGAGAAGAUGAUGAAAAGAUUGCUGAUGACCGAACUGUGACACUCCAACCUUGCUGCCUGGAGAUGGCAUGGUGCCUUCGUCCGCUUCCUUUCCUCGGGCUCGGUGUGCUCACUGCGGCACGACCUACAGAUGUGUGCUCUGUUCGCCCAGGUCUCCACGGUUAGCGGAAGCCAGCUUCCGGCUUGACUUCGUUGGAAAAGUUAUUUUACGUCUCCUGAGCAUGAGAGGUUUUUCUACUGCUCAGUGCAGUGGAGACAGGGUUUGGUAGGAAGUUUUCAGAAGAAAGGGGAUUUCUAUUCAGAGGUACCUGUGUGUAUCUGUUAGUAACCCCAGUGGCUAACGCAGCACAGAAUCCUCCGCUUACACUCUCAACGAUGUGACUUUUUUUUAUGAUUGACAUUUGCACCAAGCUUUGGCUGUUUGUUAAAUGGGUCAUUUUAUGAGAGAAUAAUUCUUUACUGCUGGUUUUCCAUUUACACUGAAUAAUACACAGGUCUUAUAAAGUUAUUUAUUUUUAUUCGGACAUGAAUAGAUGAAUGGGGAAAAGUUACAUAUUAUACAACUGAAAAUACUUCGGCUUAACCUGAAAUACAGUUGAAUGUGUGAACUCGUUGGAUACAAAACAACUUGAGAUAAAUGGAAUUUAUCUUUGAGACCCAUAUAGGAAAAUCUAACUUACAUUGUCUAAAAAAAUCUUUACAGGGUCAAGAUGAUUCAGUAUCAGAAAGACUCAUUUGGCUUUUCCUUAAAAAAUUAUUUCUAAAUUCCAUCCACUCUAUGUUGACAGGAUCUGGCCCAGAAGAAACUUAACUCCCUUUUUAUAUAGUUUCAAGAAAUGUGUUUUUAAAUUUUUAUUAUGCACUUGAAUAACUUUGUGGGAAUUAAGGAACCCCUCCCUGCAGCUAGCUCUGAAGUUCUUCUUGCUUCUCCCACAUAUGCUGUUUUUCCAUAGCUGUGCUUGGCGCCAACUUUCCUUUUGUUAUAUUUCUUUACCUGACUCAUCUCCUUAUUAGACAGAUACUUUCACUAACUUAUAUGUCUUUAUAGUCACAUGACACAGUUAACCUCACUUCUCCCCAUUAACAGAUAUUUGAGUUAUAUGCAAAUUUUCACACUUAUAAAUAGUGCUGCUAUGAAUGUCUUUGUAAAAAAAUAUAUAAAUAAAUAAAUAUAUAUAUAUAAUCCUUCUCUUGGACUAUUCCCUCCGGAAUAUCUCCAAAGAGGGAUUACAAGGUCAGAGAGCAUGAAGUAUUUUAUAGCUCUUGUUUUAUAUUGCCAGAUUGCUUUCUAGAAAGAUCCAGUCUUUGGAUUGGAAGGACCUUAAAGGUCAUCUCAUUUAAACUUCCCCUCCUCUGAAUGCUUGAAUCCCCUCUACAAUUUAUAAUGCCACCAGCAAUGUAUAAGCAUUUCUAUUUACCAAUAGCUCUGCCAGUACUGGGUUUUGCUAUUCUAAUUUAUUUUUUUGCUAGUUUAAUAGAUGUGUAUAGUUAUUCUUGAGAAGCUGUCUUAUUUGAUGAACUGCUAGCAAGGCUGAACACUUUUCUGUGUGAUAAGUUACGAGCUGUGUUCUCUUGUAUGUAAACCGUCCACAUCCACUUCUUAUGACUGCUUGUUCCAUGGAACUGAUCUCGUACCUUUGUGUCGGAACUGUAUCUUUAUGUUGGAUUGCAGUUUGCUCUCCCUACCCCUACAAAUGAAUGGUGCCAAUAAUUUGAUACUAAUGACUAUAAAACUUGCCUCACUGACUAGCAUUGAUGCAACCGAGGUAUGUAAACAGGUAUUCGGAUAACCAAGGAGUAACCCUUUAAGGACUGACUCUCUACAAUUUAAUAUUUUUUGAGGGAAAUCUUAUAGAAUGUAUGGCACAUUUCCCUGCCUUAGUGCAGAGUGUCCUGGGGGGUCUUCAGUCCUUUCCUGAUGAAUCCUGGUUUUCAGUACACAUAUCAGCCCCUCCUGUACCUUGGUAUGGUACACACACACACACACACACACAAAUGACCCGUACAGGGCUUACCGUGACUUUGUGUAGGCCAUGACCCUCUCCUCAUCAAUAGCUCUUUAUUGUCCUGCUGUUUCCGUGGAACUGUCUGGGGAGAGUAUAGCGUUGGGUGGGUGCUUUUCACCCACACAGCCCUUUGAUGUACUAGCAAAAUGGCUUUGGCUGUCCUCUAUGACACAAACCAUGUUCCUAUAGAACACGGGGGUUGUCAUCUCCUGCCAACCCAGCAGCUGCUUCCUCUUCUGAGCUGCUCUCUGCAGUGUGUGCUCCUCCCCCUUGCUCUCAGGUGGAGACCCCCAGAACAGAGCAGAAGGUUUCCGGAGCAUUCAGGACACACGUAAUAUCCCACAUGUAUGACUUGCUUUGUUUCUAAGGAGGGGUGCAUGGAGGAUUUGGCUGCUGCUUUCAGGAGGCUUACAAGCUCCUACAUUGUCCCCCACCUCUCCCUUGGGUUUACAAGAGUCUCAACGGGUGGAUAUCACUGCAAGCCUGAGCACAAACAUGCUGGUUGCUAUUGUAUGUGAAAAGCCAGUACCACUGGCAGUUCACCCCAACCAGGAAAGUCCAGAGGAAUAUAUUGCUUCAGGGGCCAUUACCUUUUGCCUACUUAAAUGUAUGGUGUUGCUGAGAUGGUGAAGCUGCCCCGAGAGAGCUCACAGUGACUAUAAGGGGUUGUGCAGUCAUUACCUUCUUUGUCUACUUUAGACCCAAACAACAGCACUAGAAGGUAAUACAGCAGCCACUGUAGAUUCAAGAGGAGAGGGGAGAGUCUGCUAACAUAAUCAUUACAGAGCUGGGACUCCAAACCCUGGCCUCAGACUCCUAGUUGGAAAGUCACGAUGUGUUACUGCAGAGAUCUGAUACCCUUCAGCCCAUAGAGUCGACAGGUUAGGGACAGCACAGAUCUUUAGGUGUGAAAAGGGAAGCAUUUAGCAUUCAGAAAUUCCCACCAGGAUGCAUCUGGAAUUUUAUUUCCCAAAGAGCACAGGAAGAUUCUGAUAUCUUUUGUUAUCAUCCACCAUUUCAAAGACCAGAGACCUUUAAAGUCUUUGAAUAAAACCCAUUAUUUUAAUGAUUUUAAAGUGUGCACCUCGGUGUCGUUCAGUGUGUCCAUGAUGCUGGGCAAAUGUAGUCUGACUCGUGAUUCUGCCCCUCCCCCCAGCAAUCCCAACCACCCCCUACCCUGGCCUGUAAGUUUCUGGUUAUGAAUUUGCUUAUUCUGGAGACUUCAUAUAUCUGGAGUCACAUAGUAUGUGGACUUUCGUGAUCAGCUUCUCUCAUUUAACCGUGUUUUCAAGGUUCCUCUAUGUUACUUGUGUAUCAGAACUUCAUUCUGUCUUUGUGACUGAAUAAUGGAGAAGAUGAGGAUACCAUGGAUACCAUGUUUUGUUUAUUUAUUCAAUUGGCAGAUAUCUGGGUUGCUCCUGCUUUGGGGCUAUUAUGAACGAUAAUUUUAUGAACAUUCACGCACAGGUUUUUGUGUGUGAACAUAUGUUUUGGGUUCUCUUGGAAUUGCCAGAUCAUAUGACAACUCUAUGUUUAACUUUCUGAGGGACUUCCAAGAUCACAGCUUUUAUAUCUUAUGAAAUUCAAAGUGAAAAAUGACAUGCACCAGGAGGUCAGAGGCAGGGCACAUCUGUUCCUGGUUGGAUACUGAAUGGUAGUGCUAAUUUGGGGAUGUUUUAUAACAGAAAAAAAAGGGUCCUUUUGAGAAAUUAUUUUGAUGAGAAGAGAAAUAAAGGUUGUCUGUCUUUUAAAAAUGAAA
Molecule: messenger RNA, 6270 nt
Organism: Grammomys surdaster
Lineage: Eukaryota; Metazoa; Chordata; Mammalia; Rodentia; Muridae
Gene: Epb41l4b
Product: erythrocyte membrane protein band 4.1 like 4B
Exons: 25
Coding region: 17-2545 (842 amino acids)
Cellular component (GO): cytoskeleton
Molecular function (GO): cytoskeletal protein binding
Source: RefSeq, a predicted model, not a curated record